Molecule: messenger RNA, 1229 nt
Organism: Gossypium arboreum
Lineage: Eukaryota; Viridiplantae; Streptophyta; Magnoliopsida; Malvales; Malvaceae
Exons: 4
Coding region: 177-902 (241 amino acids)
Biological process (GO): methylation
Molecular function (GO): protein-lysine N-methyltransferase activity; nucleic acid binding
Source: RefSeq, a predicted model, not a curated record
CAUUCGGAGAUAUUUCAACUAAAAUUAACCAUUAAUGGAUAAGAAACUGAAUAAAUAUCUUAUUCCAAAUUCCAAACAUCCCUCUAAAGGGAACCCUCUCCUCUUCCAGUCAAGUGGGUUCUUUUUUUGUUUCACUGCCGCCCCCGACACAACCAGAGCCGCCCGCAGCUGCAAAAAUGGAACCACAGCUCCCUACUAUUAAAAACGUCUUCGUUAACGAAACUGAUGAUGACGACCGUCCAGCCCUUAGCUCUCAUGCACUAGCAGCCCUCAAAGAGUUCCUCGAAGAACAAAGGCAAUCUCCUGCUAACCAUGAAACAGCAGAAAAUGGGGAGGGAGCACUUGAACCCGAGAGUGAAGUGGAUUUAGUAACAGAAGAUUGGAGGCUGAGCCAAUUCUGGUACGACCCAGAAACAGCCCGGACCCUUUCCCAAGAAGUUCUUUCUCUUUGCAGCCAUUCCAAUUGUAAAGUAGCUUGUAUUGCUUGCCCAACUCUCUAUGCCUAUCUUAAGAAAAUUGAUCCUAAUAUCUCUGUGCAACUUUUGGAGUAUGAUAAGCGUUUUGAGCAAUAUGGAAGUGAUUUCACAUUUUAUGAUUACAACCAACCCAAAGACCUGCCAUUGGAACUAAAGCAUACUUACCAAGUUGUAAUUGCCGAUCCUCCUUAUCUGAGCAAGGAGUGUUUAGAGAAAGUUACUCAAACAAUAUCUUUUCUUGCUCAACCACAAGAAUCUCACUUGCUGUUGCUUACGGGAGAGGUGCAGAGGGAUAGAGCUGCAGAGCUUUUGGGUUUGCGUGCAUGCAAUUUUUGGCCACGACACUCAAGCAAACUUGGAAAUGAGUUUCGGGUGUUCACAAACUAUGACCCUGGGGAGAGAUUAGGAGGAUGGGAGCAACAAUAGGUGCCUUUUUCUUGCCAUCGUUUGCAGGAAUAGUUUCUCAUGGAUGAGCUUCAUGCAACCUAAUUUGUAUCCAUUAUCAAGGCAUUUCCAACACUUACCCUUGGACAAAUUAACCAGCUUUUCUGCUCAUUUUCCCUGGGAAAACAUGCAGAUGAGCAUUCUUUAAAACUCAGAACCCUGCACUGUCUUUGCCUGAUGAUUUGAGAUUCAAGAUCCAAAUCUUAUAAUGGUGUACUUUGUGACCGCAGAUUGAUGUGCUAAGAAACAGAAUAUGCAUAUCCUACUUGUCUUCAAUACAAGGACCAAUACCAUGGUUGUCAGCUUAAA